Molecule: messenger RNA, 1557 nt
Organism: Aricia agestis (brown argus)
Lineage: Eukaryota; Metazoa; Arthropoda; Insecta; Lepidoptera; Lycaenidae
Product: facilitated trehalose transporter Tret1-like
Exons: 3
Coding region: 58-1542 (494 amino acids)
Biological process (GO): transmembrane transport
Cellular component (GO): membrane
Molecular function (GO): transmembrane transporter activity
Source: RefSeq, a predicted model, not a curated record
UAACACGUUUUCGUUUUUUUUCUAAUUAAAAAUGUUAUUUUCCCGCCAUCAGUGACAAUGAAGCCUAUAGUAAGACAGGCUUUCCUCACGGCCAGCGUGGCCAUCAACAUCAUCGCCCACGGCUGCGUCAUCGGUUUCUCCGCCGUGCUCAUCCCCAGCCUGCGCCGUCCCGAGUCACACAUCAAGGUCACGCCCAGCCAGGAGUCAUGGAUCGCUUCAAUCGUCGGUUUCGCGUUGAUCACUGGCAACAUCAUCAUCACACCGCUCAUGGACACGCUAGGAAGAAAGAAGUCGCACCUGCUGACCAUCUUUCCUGUGCUGAUUGGGUGGUUCCUCCUCGUAACAGCCACUAAUGUCGCCAGCAUCAUAUUCGCGAGGUUCCUGCAAGGCGUAGCAAUGGGGAUGCUUGGACCACUGGGCUCCAUAAUCAUUGGAGAGAUGACAGACCCAAGGAAUCGCGGUGCUUUCCUGACUUGUGUGUCACUUUCCUUAACCAUCGGAGUAUUGUCCACGCAUGCACUAGGAACGUACUUCAGUUGGCAGCAGAACGCGCUGAUCUGCUCCUUCGUGACCUUCACUAGCCUACUCCUGAUCAUAUAUAACCCCGAGUCUCCUCCCUGGCUAAUAGCUAAAGGAAAGUUCGACAAAGCUGAGAACAUUUUCUACUAUUUGAGAGGAAAGAACGGCCAACAGGAAGCCGAAUGGAAGGAUAUGUUGGACGCUCAAAAGAUGAUAAAGAGAUCUAUAGAAAGUGGCGAUAACGUGGGCUUCGGAAGGCGUGUCUCCUCCUUCUUCGGAUACUUACGUGUAACGUUGAAGAAGCCAGAAUUCUAUAAGCCCAUCAUUAUCAUGUUUCUCCUGUACACUAUGUUUCAGUUUGCUGGAAUCAACGUAAUCAGCUCCUACACCAUGGAUAUUAUACAUAAAGUGGUGGGGCCAGAAGCUAAUGCAAAAUUUUUGAUGGUAGCCUUAGAUAUAGAACGAUUAGUGUGUAACAUAUUAGCUGUAUUUCUAAUGAGAACUAUGAAACGGCGAACGCUACUAUUCAGCAGUGGAGCAAUUUGUGUUUUGUCUUAUAUAGGAAAAUCUAUGUAUGUGUUAGCUAAGCAGAAGGGCACGCUGCCUUUUGAUAACCAGUGGGUGCCUCUGGCGUUAAUAGGUUUAUACAUGUUCUCCCUGACUGUUGGUGUAUCAUCAAUACCAUUUACUUUAUCUGGGGAGAUCUUCCCGCUAGAAUACCGCGGUUUAGGGAGUGGCAUCAGUGUGCUAGCUUUGUCACUUAACUUUUUCAUUGCUGUUAAAAGUUUCCCAGUGUUAACUAAUUCUAUAGGACUAUCUGCUACUUACCUGCUGUAUGCUGGUAUUGUUACACUCUGCUUGAGUAUAUUGUAUUUCAUGUUACCGGAAACUAAGGAUAGAACUUUACAAGAUAUUGAAAAUACUUUCCGAGGUUUGUCACCGGCGGAGCGAAAGAGCGCCGAGCCCCUCAACGGCUAUCGAGCGAACGAUAUGCGGCGAUGUAGUUCCGUCAUAUUGUAUUAAUUAUUGUAUUUAUAA